AUGAUAAAGUAUAGUCUUAAUUUAACAAAUCUUGAUCGAAGAUAACAAAACUUUAAGUAGGUUAAAAACAAAAUUUAUCAUCCAUUUUCCAAGCAUUAAUUUCUUAUUCAAAUUUUACUAGCAUUUAAACUUUUUUUUUGUUAAGAGAAAAGCCUAUAUUAUUUAGGUUUUCUUAUAAACUUUUCAAUUAAACCUCUAUUUAUUCUAUAAGCGUAUAUUUAUCAGUGUCUUCAUUUAAUUGUAUUUAUAUAAAAAAAUCGUCUAAAUAAUUUGAAAACUUCAAAUUAUGAAAUUAUUUGUCUUAUUAUUAGCUAAAGGUCUAUUUCACUAUGUAUUAUAUUAUAUUACUUAUGUAUGGUAGAAUAAAAUUAUGAUAAACCUCUCCUAUAAGUAUACCUUUUCUUAGAGUUAACUCCUCUUCUUUCUUAGUAACUGGAUCUACAUAGUAUAUUUUUCUUUGUCUAAGAUAAUUAGCUAAUUCAGGAAGAUUAAUCACUUUUUCUACUAGGUCAUAAUCAACAUUUAAACAAAAAUCUUUUAAGUCAAGAUAGAUAUAAAAACUUCUUAAAAGUGGUUUUUUAAGUUCUUACUUAACUUUGUUUAAAAUAGUAGAAUUAAAUUUCAUUUAAAUUUCAUUUUUGUAAAAAAUAGUCUCCAAAAAUUCACACGACUAAGACUUAACAGCCAAUCUGUGCUUAUUCUUUUUCAGUCUCAUUUCUACCGUACAUUUUUAAUUGA
This is a messenger RNA of Tetrahymena thermophila SB210, 738 nucleotides long. Its product is annotated as transmembrane protein, putative. The transcript has a single exon. The record is from RefSeq and is a predicted model, not a curated record. NCBI's taxonomy places the organism in Eukaryota, Ciliophora, Oligohymenophorea, Hymenostomatida, Tetrahymenidae.